Messenger RNA from Oncorhynchus keta (chum salmon), 1047 nucleotides. RefSeq names its product calcium uptake protein 3, mitochondrial-like. Gene Ontology annotation, cellular component: uniplex complex. Lineage: Eukaryota; Metazoa; Chordata; Actinopteri; Salmoniformes; Salmonidae. Gene Ontology annotation, biological process: calcium import into the mitochondrion; mitochondrial calcium ion homeostasis. The record is from RefSeq and is a predicted model, not a curated record. Gene Ontology annotation, molecular function: calcium ion binding.
GUGUACAUGUCGUCCCACGAGCAGCGCUUCCGUCUGUUCAGCUCAGUGGAAUAUGAGGGACAGCUCUACAUGACCCCACAGAACUUCAUCGAGUCCGUCACCAUGAGCGAGCCCCGGAACAAGAAGCCGUGGAUGUCCCUCACUAAACAGGAACUGGAGAAGAUCUUGGGAGAUACUCAGCGCCUACGGGAACGAGGCAUCAUCGCUUACACCGAGUAUCUCUUUCUGCUCUGCAUUCUGACAAAGCCCCACGCAGGCUUCAAGAUCGCCUUCAACAUGUUUGACGCCGACGGCAACCAGAUGGUUGACAAGAGGGAGUUCCUAGUGCUGCAGGAGAUCUUCAGGAAGAAAAAUGAGAAGAAAGGGAGGAAAGGAGAUGUGGAGAAGUCAGCUCAGCUGAGUAUGCAGCUCUAUGGAUAUCAGGUUGCUCCCAUCAACAGCCGUGCGGAGGAGGGUAUGAUGAUUGACACCACACUGCUGGUGCACUUCUUUGGGAAGAAGGGGAAGGCGGAGCUGACUUUUGACGACUUCUACAGGUUCAUGGAUAACCUCCAGACAGAGGUUUUGGAGAUAGAGUUCCUGACCUACUCUAAAGGCAUGACCACCAUCAGUGAGGAGGACUUUGCCCGCAUCCUGCUGCGUUACACCAACGUUGGAGAGAACAUCAGCAGUUACCUGGACAAUGUUCGCCAGAGCAUCCCUGACGAGAAGGGCAUCACCUUCGACGAGUUCCGCUCCUUCUUCCAAUUCCUCAACAACCUGGAGGACUUUGCCAUCGCCAUGCAGAUGUACAACUUUGCCAGUCGCUCCAUUGGCCAAGAUGAGUUUGGGCGGGCUGUGUACGUGGCCACGGGCCUGAAGCUGACACGUCACCUGGUCCACACCAUCUUCAAGAUCUUUGACGUGGACCACGACGACCAGCUGAGCUACAAGGAGUUCAUCGGCAUUAUGAAGGACCGGCUGCACCGCGGAGGGAGGGGCUACAAAACCGCAGAGCGAUUCACUUCCUUCAAGUCCUGUAUGAAGAAGGAGCUAGCUGGCAGAUAA